AUGGCAGACACCCCAGACCGUACGUGGGCAACGGAUGAGCUUCGUCUAAAGUGCAAGGCCUUUCGAAGCGGCGAUCCGACCACGGAACGCUUCGAGAGGGUCCUCGCGUGGGCCACCAAGGCGCCUCGAAAGUUUGGUGCAUUUGAGUACCUCGUAGAGCUGGACUCGAACGAGGUGACGAAGCCCGUUGCAGCGUGGGCGAAGAGGGGCAGAGAGGCGUUGUGGUGCGAUGAAGAUUGGAAGCGCAACGGGAACCUCGAGCGGCUGCAAGCCUGGCAGCCUCCACCGCCGCCCGUGAGGGACGGAUUCAACCUCGUCCGGUACUGGCCGUGCUACAUGGAGGCCUUGCGUCCGUUGCCUCGGGGCAGCGAGAAGCUGCUCGAGCGGGCCAACGACGUAUACCACUUCCUCGCAGGUGCGCAGUGCUAUGACGCCGAGUACAGCGUCGCGGUCAACAAGUACCAGCAUCCAUACGAUACGUUUGUGCUUGCCUCUUGCGUGGUUCACUUCAAGGUCAUCGGGCCCAUCCUCCGCGAGCUCGACGCGAGGGAGGAAACGGACGAUGUCACCAAGAAGCUCAAAGAUCUUCUCGAGAGCUUUUGCGAUGAGCUGAUCAAGGUACGCGAUCGAGUGUCGGACCCAAACCACGAUCCGGACCAGGCCUAG
Messenger RNA from Didymosphaeria variabile, 666 nucleotides. RefSeq lists its product as uncharacterized. Lineage: Eukaryota; Fungi; Ascomycota; Dothideomycetes; Pleosporales; Didymosphaeriaceae. The record is from RefSeq and is a predicted model, not a curated record. The transcript is spliced from 4 exons. Bases 1 to 666 code for a protein of 221 amino acids.